AUGGAUAGUUCUGAAGAUCAUUGCAAGAAGCAAGACAGGCUGAAUGAUUCUCCCGUAUGCCGAUAUCCUGAUACCACAACAUUCAGUGUUGUACAAGGAGAACUAGUUAACAUCACAUGUGACGUCGAAUCUGAACCCAAACCAACAGCAUUCCAAUGGACACUCAACAACACUAUUAGAGGCACUGUGGACCUAAAAAGGCGUCACCCGAAGACAUUCAACGUCCUGUAUUAUUCUCCCCGUUACCUCGGUGAUUACGGGACCAUCAUGUGCUGGGGAAAGAACGAUGCUGGUGUGCAAAGAAUUCCUUGCAUGGCUAAUGUAAUUCCUGAAGGAGAAGUCACAACAGACAUGGGUGUUAUCGCCCCAUCUACAGAUGAAGAGGAAAACGCUGGUGACGCCAAAACUCAACCCACGAGCUUCGUCAUGUCUCCCGCAGUGGGGGUUUUAGUGGGAGUCGUAGUUGCCUUAGUCGUUAUGGCUUUAAUAAUCGUAAUAGUGAUGAGAAUCCAAGGUCCUCCACCUACAAGAA
Molecule: messenger RNA, 532 nt
Organism: Stegodyphus dumicola
Lineage: Eukaryota; Metazoa; Arthropoda; Arachnida; Araneae; Eresidae
Product: protein turtle-like
Source: RefSeq, a predicted model, not a curated record